Paraglomus brasilianum is the source of this 792-nucleotide messenger RNA. NCBI's taxonomy places the organism in Eukaryota, Fungi, Glomeromycota, Glomeromycetes, Paraglomerales, Paraglomeraceae. The record is from the annotation of a GenBank genome assembly.
AUGUCUUCCCUGGCCCAAACAGCACAAAUCAGCGAGAAGUCAAGAUUACAACCUGAUCCCCGUUCACGAGUGUCAACCACGCAGUUGUUAACACCUCAGAAUGUGUCUGCCAAAGCAGAACCUUCAACAUCUUCGAAAAAGAAGAAUAAAAAACCGGGUGAGCAGAAGAGAACAGGGUAUGGUGCAUGGGUACCCGGGAGCGCGAUCUAUUCACAGCCAGCUGAUACAGGCACGGUGAAGCAUACGCUUAGUCAACUUCAUAAAGUCAUUAACUUUUUGAAGGAAAGGGUUGAUUCUCCCCAGUCGGCGGAGGAUCUAAAGAGUCAUCAAAUAGCGGACAUAACUACUAAUGACGAGCUAUAUAAACUCAUGAUUAAUAAUGAAAAGAUUGAAUACGAUGCUGCAAAUGGUACCUUUAAAUACAAACCAGAGUUUAUGAUACGUAGCAGUGAAGAUUUACUUCAACUACUGUAUGAGAGAAAAGAUUCCAAGCCAUGUGGGAUGCACUUUAAAGACCUUGCUGACUCUUACGUAGACGUGACGACCUCAAUUCAAGAAUUGGAAAAGGAGAGUCGAAUCUUAGUCAUUCGUUUGAUGAAAGAUAACUCUCCUCGUUUGAUGUUUUGGAAUGAUGUAGGCGAGAAUACUACUAUGGAUAAAGAAUUUGUUGAUAUGUUCCAUAAAGUAAAAACUCCCGAUGAUGUAGAUCUCAAAGUAGAGCUUCAGAAAGCCGGUCUUCAGACGAUGGCUAUAUUAGAAAAUAAGGCAACUGGCGAGGUAAUUAGACGAUAA